This is a messenger RNA of Notothenia coriiceps (black rockcod), 1263 nucleotides long. Its product is annotated as polycomb protein SUZ12-like. The record is from RefSeq and is a predicted model, not a curated record. NCBI's taxonomy places the organism in Eukaryota, Metazoa, Chordata, Actinopteri, Perciformes, Nototheniidae. Gene Ontology annotation, cellular component: nucleus; RSC-type complex; ESC/E(Z) complex. The transcript has 7 exons. Bases 488 to 1240 code for a protein of 250 amino acids. Gene Ontology annotation, molecular function: chromatin DNA binding.
CCGAACUUGCCAACCGGCGCUCGGCGAGAUUUGAUGGGGAUUUUGUCGAAAUUAUGGCAUCGAAAACUCUGAAAACGUGUGCCUUUUUUGUGUUUAGCCAGCUGUCGUUUGGCAGCAGAUUCCAAGUUGUGGAUUAGUGAAAUCACAGUACCGGACAAUGCUAACCAGUUAGCCCGGAGUCGAUGCUAAUUGGCUAAGGAAGUUAGCCGGUUAGCUUGCCAGAAGCUGGAUUUCUUGUUUGGCGCAUUUCAAGCCUGUUCGCCGACCACUUAACUAUUUAACCUGUGCCGAAAAUACAGCAUUCGUUUGUAGCUGUCAAAUACGAAAUACUUGAAUUUUCACUAUCGGCUUUUUAAAAUGAAGUGUUUCGCUUAAGCGGCUGUUUUACCGCAAACGCUGCUCUUUUGUUUUGACAAAGGAAGAGGACCCGAUUUUCUUUUUUUAACACCAGUUCACAUCUGGUUGGACAGUUGCCUUUCGUUUGGCAAUGGCUCCACAGAAGCAGAGCUCCUCAGGUGGAAGUCACUCUGGGGGCUUUGGUUCUGGAGGAAAAGCCAACGGGUCCUGCCACCAGUCCACCUCCUCCUCCUCCAUGGCUGUAGCCAAGAAGCCCAGCAUGCAACACAUUCAAGCCGACCACGAGUUGUUCCUGCAGGCCUUCGAGAAACCAACCCAAAUCUACAGGUUCCUUCGCACCAGGAACUUGAUCGCUCCGAUAUUUUUGCACAGGACCCUCACCUACAUGUCCCACAGAAACUCAAGGAAUAACGUUAAAAGGAAAAGCGCCAAGGUUGACAAUCUGUUGUUCAAAGUGGAAAAGAUGAGAGGAGAACAGGAGACUCACAGCCUGGCCUCUAAUCUGCAGCUCACCUUUACUGGCUUCUUCCACAAAGCUGGGAAGUCAUCUCAGGACAGUGAGAAUGAGCAGAACUCCGUCUCUCUGGAGGUGCUGCUGGUCAAAGUCUGUCACAAGAAGAGGAAGGAUGUGAGCUGCCCGGUGAAGCAGGUCCCGACAGGGAAGAAGCAGGUUCCUCUGAACCCAGACACCAGCGCUGGAGUCUCCCCCAAGCCCGGCUCCGUCCCCUCUUUGCUGGUUCCCAGCAGCGAGUUUGAACCCAGCAACUCUCACAUGGUCAAGUCCUACUCGCUGCUGUUCAGAGUGUCGAGGCCCGGAGCCCCCCGCGCCCAGAUCAACGGCCUGGCCAACGGGGAGAACCACCACAGCAGAGGUGAGGACUGACUGUUGGUUCCUCUGCUUUGUCA